This is a messenger RNA of Cokeromyces recurvatus, 663 nucleotides long. RefSeq lists its product as uncharacterized. NCBI's taxonomy places the organism in Eukaryota, Fungi, Mucoromycota, Mucoromycetes, Mucorales, Mucoraceae. The transcript is spliced from 6 exons. Bases 1 to 663 code for a protein of 220 amino acids. The record is from RefSeq and is a predicted model, not a curated record.
AUGGAACUUGAUAGCUUUAAAGCUUUCCGUAAAGGUUCAAAGGAAACUAUUGUUGUUAUUCAACGAGAAUCAACAACAGUGAGUCGACAAGUAAAAGGUACAAAAACUGAUCGAUUUUGUCACCAAGGAAGAAAUAUUCCCGAGAAAAGCGGAACUAACGGUGGAUAUAAUUUUUUAAAUGCUCAACAUUAUGUGAAAACACAUAAAGAAAACAAUGAGAAGUGUUUAUCAGGUAACAAAAAGACGUAUUAUGAUAAGUCUACUGCUGCUGUCAUGUGGCAGGCAAGAGAUAAACUAUUUUCAGCUUUUUUAGACAUCAUGUUAGCGAAAGUCAAUGUACACCAACAAUUACAACAGAAAAUGUUGAAUCAAUCACAGAAUCCACCAAUACUACCAAUCAUGAUGAAUUUAUUGCCAAGCGAUAGAACCAAAAUUAUAGAAAUAUUUGAAAAUUUAAAUCUGGAUACAUGUUGGAAGUUAUCUACAGGAACAAUUGUAGAAGAAGAAACGGAAGAGUAUGUAAUUGACUAUAAAUAUGAACAGUAUGUACCAUUAAAGAUGAUUAAAGUUAGUAACGUGAUCCAACAACAAGAAUCCCCUGUCAACGAGCGGUCAACAUUAUUUGUCAAGUCUCCUUUCCUUCAUCGGAUACAAGAGCAAUAA